GCAGACGCGGGUGACGGUACACUCCUCCAAACCGGCUGUCGCCCUAGAGUAGGGCAUUAAGUGGAUCCGCUGCUACGGAGGGAGAAAUGUCAGCAACGAUGUAUAUUCUGUCCACUCUGGGAGGUUAUGUGCUGUCCUCGGCUUUGCUCUUCAAGUGCCCAGGGUUGCUGCACAAAAAGAAGAAACAGAGCUUCAGGAGCCGGCAUAUCUCACACCGCGGAGGUGCAGGAGAGAACCUGGAAAACACAAUGGCGGCCUUCAGGCAUGCUGUGCAGUUGGGAACAGAGAUGCUGGAGCUUGAUUGUCACAUGACCAAAGAUGGCCAAGUGGUUGUGUCACACGAUGACAAUUUGAAAAGAACCACAGGGAUGGAUGUGGACAUAGCUGACCUCACAUUCUCAGAGCUCCCACCUUACCAUUGCAGGCUGCAUGUCUCUUUCAAGAAAGAUUGCUUCUGUGUGGGAGGAGAGGACAGAAAGAUCCCUCUCCUGCGGGAAGUACUUGAAGCCUUUCCAAAGAUUCCCAUCAACAUUGACAUCAAGGUCAACAAUAAUGCCCUCAUUGAAAAGGUAUCAGAUUUGGUGAAGGAGUUUAAUCGACAGGACAUCACUGUCUGGGGCAACACCAGUGACAAUAUUGUUAAGAAAUGUUACAAGACGAAUCCGAACAUUCCAAUCUUGUUCAGUCUGCAGCGAGUGCUUCUUAUACUGGGAUUGUUUUACACGGGGCUCCUGCCUUUCUUUCCAAUUCGGGAGCAGUUCCUGGAGAUACCGAUGCCCUCCAUUAUGCUGAAGUUAAAAGACUCAAAGAAGAUCUCAAGGAUUUACCGGUUUAUGAUUUGGCUCGCUGACAUUUUGCUAAUGAGGACAUCGCUGUUUGAGCAUCUGAAAGCACGAGGCAUUCAGAUUUACAUAUGGGUCUUAAAUGAUGAACAAGACUUCAAGAGGGCCUUUGAUUUGGGAGCGACUGGUGUCAUGACAGACUAUCCAUCCCAGUUGAAGAAGUUUCUGGAACAAUAUCCUUCCAGAGAUCAGUAGGAAUGGAGAUGGGAAGGGCAUGGGCGAAGGUGGGUGACAGAGGGGAAAGAGGCCAAAGAAAACCCUUCAGCUUAUGAUACCAGCUUUGGCCUGUCAAUUCAGUAUUUUUGUAAAAUAGCACCCAUCACGUUCACUGCAGCAAGAGCAGAGCAGUUCCCAAUCAUUUAGACUUGUUCAUUGUCGGUUAACACUAAUUUAUGUUGCAGAAAAUGUUCAUCUUUUAACGUUAAUAAUUUUGUUUGAAGUGUCUACAAGAAUUGAGUCUAGUUAUUUGAGGGCAACACUCUCCUCCUUGGUCAGGAAUAUGACACGUUUAUCUUUUGUUACUGACUCAUGCAAGUUUGUAUAUAAAGCAACCUAAUGGAUUUAUAUUACUAUGAUAUAGUUGAAACCAUUGAAUCACAGAAUCUUACUGCACAGGAGACCAUUCAGCCCAUACUGGUACUGGCUCACUGCGUGAGAUAUCCAUUUAGUCCCAAAGCCCAAACUUUUGAUUAUUAAUCCUGUUAAGUUUUGAAAGUGUUGAUUGGAAUCUACUCCCACCGCGCAUUAAGCAUUUGAAUACCGCAUUAUGGAAAUGUUUAGGCUAGUGACCUGUGGAAAGUCAAUUUUUGUCUAUGUGCUUAGAGUGUUUGCUCACUGUUGGCCUAAUAGAGGUUUAGGUGGAGAGGGUUGUGAUAUAUCAACAAAGAAUCCGUACCUGGAAUAUGGCAUGGCGGUGUGCUGAAUGUGGUUGAUGUUUUGCAUUCUUCUCUCAUCAGGAUAAGUGCAAAAAUGCCAAAAUUCAGUUAGUCACGGCUAAUUAUACCAAAAAGAGAAAAAGGGUGCGGAUUUCUUGAAAGUCAAUUCCGGCUGAGGCACCAUCAUGGAGGAAGAAAAACAUGGGGAACUUUCGGCUUUGCAAAAAUAAAGGCUCAAGAUUAAUUUUGUUUGUGAAUAAUGCAGAGACUGUUGGGAUGAAUGUUGGCUGCUUCUGACAAGAAUAAAUGAGUCAUUUUCUAAUUGUCCAAGAGCUUGGGGAGCCUGUAGUUCCCUGUUGCUUCUGCCACAGCAAUGCCUCAGUUGAUCAGAGUCCGCCUUUCCAACCAAUUGGUAUCCCAUUUCUUUGUAACAUAAGCAGUUUUGCUUGUUAGAAAUUUGACAUUCUUGCAUUUGUCCUGAAGACUGCAAGGCAAAAAAGAACGUCACCAUGUUCCUUUCUUCAGCAGUAUGAGGUGUUAACUGUCUCUCUCUUCAGACAGCAGAGACCUGUGACACCAUCGUUUUCCAUUUUUAUUUUCUUAAAUACAAGAAUCAGUAAGGGGAAGUGAUUUUUGUUAGUAUUGCAGGAUUGAAAGAGGAAGCAGAUGGGGAUUUCCUACUUUGUAUGUGGUUCAGUUUGAAGCUUCAAAAUCAGGCCUUAACUACUUCUGACUCUGCUUUUGAGCAUUGUGAUUUUGGGGAGGGGGUAGGUGAGGUGGGAGAAGUAAAUGCUUAUAGUUUUGAGAAGUUGAUUAAGAACAGCACCUCCCUCCUCACAAACUGGGGAGGGUAGAUGAAUAAAAUCUUGCCAGGCUUCAGUGAGUAAGGAGACGUGCUCCCAUUGAAUUAACUCCGAGAGGUCCAAGUCUUAAUCACAAGGUAAUUAAUUAUAUUCUUUUAUGGUUUAUGAAUCUCUCCUUAUUCGUUUGCAGCAACAAUUUGCUUUUACAUAGCACCUUUUAAUGUUGUAACAUGUCCCAAGGCUCUUCACAGAUGCAUAACAAAGUGGAAGGCAGAGUCACAUUAGAAGAUAAGUGGACAACAAAUUGCUCAAAGGAAGGAUUGUUUGAUUUAAAGAAUGGCUUGGAGGAAAGGAAGAGAGACAGAUGAGUUUAAGGAGGCAAUUCCAAAGUUUAGGAUCCAGAUGACGGCAUGCACUGUUGCCAGAGACAAAUAGGAAAUGUGCAAGAGGCCAGAAUUGGAGGAGCAUAGAGGUCUCAGAGGAUCAUAAGGUAGCAUGAGAUUAAACUGAUAAGGAGAAGUGAGGGAUAUGAAAGUAAGGACAACACCUUUAAAAUCAAAACAUUGCUCGGCUGGGAGCCAGGAUAGGUCAGCAAAUUCAGUGUGUGGGGAUUGAGCAGGAUUUGUUUGAAUAUACAAUACAUAGUCAGAGAGUCAUACAGCACAUAGAAACCAACCCUUUGAUCCAACCAGUCCAUGCUGAUCAUAAUCCCAAACUAAACUAGUCCUACCUGUCUGUGCUUGGACCAUGUCCCUCCAAACCUUUCCUAUUCAUGAAUGUAUCCAAAUGUCUUUUUAGACGUUGUAACUGUACCUGCAUCCACCACUUUCUCUGACAAUUCAUUCCACACACAAUGAACUGUUUUAAAAAAAGUUGUCCCAUGUGUCGUCCUCUCACUUUAAAAGUAUGCCCCCUAAUUUUGAACUUCCCCCACCCAAGGGAAAAAGAUACUUGCUAAUCACCUUAUCCAUUGAUUUUAUUAAAUCUCUAAGGUCAUCCCUCACCCUCCUACACUCAAUACUUACAUUUAUCCAAAUUGAAAUCCAUUUGCUAUGCCUCCACCCUUUGAUCCAAUUGAUCAUGAUCUCUUUGUAAUCUUAGAUAACCUUCACUGUGCACCACACCAAUUUUGGUGUCAUCUGCAAACUUAUUAACUAUGCCCCCUAUGACCAGGAGAGCACACUCCAUUUGAAUGCCUUUUGAUUGAUAUCCUGUCUGUUGCUGUUUUCAAAUGUGGACUCUGACUGGGAUAGAGUUUACUGGGACAGGGUAUCCAGCAAUGACCUUAAUCCAAGUGAUUCCCUUCAGCUAUUUUUCCAUUGUAUUGAAGCCCAGUUCACUUUGUUUAUCUCUCCACAGAUAGUAUCAGAGCUGCUGAGUUUCUCCAGAGCUUUGUUUUAGUUUAAGAUUUCCAGCAUCUGUAGUUCUCUGGUUUACCUUAAAAACUGACAGGCUUGCUCAGCUAUUUUAUGACAGUUAAGAGUUUGGAGUCACAUGUAGGCCACGUGGCUUAUUACCAGCAUUCAUUGUCAUGAUCACUGUUCAAUUUGCCUUCUAUUCCAGAAUCAUGAAUUGUACUAAAGUUCCAUCAGCUGCCCUGAUGGGAUUUGGACCCAUGUCUCCUCAGCAUGAGCAUGGGGCCUCCUGAAAUAGUACCAUUCUGUCCCAUGUAUCAAAAUUUCAUUGAACUGAUGAGAACACUUUUAAUUCACGUAAUGCAGAUGAGAGACCUCUACUCCAAACCUUUCCAAGGCACAGUAUCUGAGUUCAGAUGGCAGUGAUAGACUGUACUUUCCUGAUGCAUUAGAACAGGCACCUCUUCAAUUUAAGUGGGGUGUUGGGAUGAAUGUUUUUCCUUUUUGUUACAAUAAUUUUUUAAAAAUUUAAAAUAUUGAAUUAACAUUUGCUGGUCAUCAAAUGUUUGGGUUUUAUUUUUACUUAUUUGUUAAAUGUCUUACUUGCUGCUGAAAUGGAUUCAUGGACAAAAUGGGAUUUUCCACUGUAAUAAUUCAACAUGGAUGUAUUUUGUGUUGGUCUAAACGCUGUGCGUAAGUUAACAAUCAUUAAUGUAAUUAAAAUGUUGUGAUUUA
Molecule: messenger RNA, 4610 nt
Organism: Hemiscyllium ocellatum (epaulette shark)
Lineage: Eukaryota; Metazoa; Chordata; Chondrichthyes; Orectolobiformes; Hemiscylliidae
Gene: gdpd1
Product: glycerophosphodiester phosphodiesterase domain containing 1
Exons: 11
Coding region: 87-1037 (316 amino acids)
Biological process (GO): N-acylethanolamine metabolic process; glycerophospholipid catabolic process
Cellular component (GO): endoplasmic reticulum membrane
Molecular function (GO): phosphoric diester hydrolase activity; phosphatidylcholine lysophospholipase A1 activity
Source: RefSeq, a predicted model, not a curated record